AAUUAUAUAGGAUCUUCAUUCAUUUAGUUGAGAAUGAAAUUGAGCCCCACACUUUAUACAAAAAGUCCACAAAAAUUUGUAUUAUAUGCAAACACUUAGCUAGCAACCACAAUGGAUUGGAAAAAAGAAAACCCUGUUGAAUUCUCCAAUUAACCACAUGAUCUGUUUUGUGGGAAUAAAAAUGGAAAGCAAAAGCUCUGAUCUUUACUGUACUGUUGGAAUUCUCCUCAAAAACCCACAAUCUGAUCCGUUUGAAGAACCUCCAGGAGAAGGUUAAAGGGAUAUUCUUCUUCUUCUUCUUCUUCUUCUUGUUGAUUUUCUCUGUUUUUCAGUACUAAAUGGGAUACGUUCUUUAUUCUUUUCUCUUCUUUUGAGUUUUUGACAAAGUCACAUGGACAUUUGGACAGUUUGAGACCCACCCACAUCCGCAUUCCACAUGGAUGCCUCAGAUAUGGCCGAUUAGAUUGGGGCACAUUUGAUCUGACCCACUAGUUACAUCUCUCUCUCUCUCUCUCUCUCUCUCUCUCUCUCUCUCUCUCUCUCUCUCUUCUCGUUAUUGUUUUAUUUUGUUGACCAGUCUUCUCUGAUUGUUAUACAAUUCAUGCUUUCUUCUACCUGUUUUUAUAUUCACUUAUAGUAAUACAUUCAAUUGUAGGACGCCGGGAGAAAAUUCCUAUUACCGGUUUUCUCUUUGAUUCUUUUUCCCAUUAUAAGUAAUUGCUGAUACUUUGAAUGUUCUGUAUUUGCCUUCGAAAUCAGAUGAUUCUUGUUUUGUUUCUGGGUCUCUUCUUCUACUUGGUUUGAUUCUCUAGAGGUGUCGUCUUUCUUUUGUUGCUUUGAAGUAUUAUGAUAUUGGGAGUAUUCCAUGCCAUACCCAAUUGGUAAAUUUUGUGGGAUCAAGAUUUGCAUUGCAAAAUCAGUGUGGUGUGAUCUGAGAGAGAUUGGUGUUUUGAGAAGUAAUUAGCUGGAAAAAGAUCUGUUGAUUUAAUACAUGGUAUAAACAAGGAAGUAUUUCAAAUUUUAUUAUAUACAGCCUUUACUCUUUCCAUUUUGAGACUGAUAGGGGAGUAUAGAUUAUGCUUAAACUUCUCAUAUUUAAGGCGAGGCACGAAAAAGAGAAGGAAUUCAGAUUCUUGUUGAGCACUCCAGUCCCAGAAACUGAUGUGUUGAUUUAUUCUGGGAUCAUAAUGAAGCUCAGAAUUCUCAAUAUCGAGACUCAAAAGGCACAAGUUUUUGAUAUGGAAGUUCAAUCUUAGAGGUCUAAGGAGAAACUUUUGGAGUGUAAUUUGUUAGUCAUUUGAGAAGUGAAUAGUAGAUAUGGCUGGAAAACUUCUACACUCCUUGGCAGAUGACAAUCCUGAUUUGCGCAAGCAAAUAGGAUGUAUGACUGGUAUUUUCAACCUAUUUGAUCGUCACAAUGCGAUCACCACGAAGCGAAUUAGUCACAAGAGGCUUCCUCCUGGUCAUUCCCAAUCAAAUCCUGGCGAGUUGGUUGGUACUGUACAUCAAGAGAAACCAAAUGAGUCAAGUCUGAAUGAGAAUGUGAAUAACAAGCAAAGCAUGCCUGCAGAAUCAUCCAGAGACUCUCUCUCCUCCUGUUCAUCAUCUUUGUCCUCUAUGGACUGCAAUAAAACUACACAACUAGAAGCCUUGUCCUUUUCCAGGACCAAUAUUGUUGAAAGUCCCUCAAUAGGGUUGCCAUUGGACCCCUUGAAUACCUAUAACUAUUCAGAGAGGCACCCAUUCAAUAUCAAACAUGUAGUACAAGAUUCUAUGCAUAGAGAAGUAAGAACAUCAUUUGUUAAAAUGACAGACGAUGAUGACUUUGGUUAUAAUGUAAAACAUAGAGACUCUCCAAGACCCCCUCCAAUGUCCAAAUGUGCAGAAGUUUCUUCAAGGGUUGCAAGAAGACAUAAACAAGAUGUUCCAAUUGAUAUUGAGGAAUCUUUUAGAGUUCUCGCUAAACUAAAAGAUGCAUCCUGGAACUUCAAUCAAGCUACGAGAUGUCCAACAUCAGCAUGUGAAACUGAAGCAACACAUGAAAAGAAUUUACUUUCAAGGGAUUUGCGGCGGCUUUCUUAUGAUGGUAGAGAAAGAAGUCAAUCCUCCUUUGAAUCAAGAAACCCCAAGUCAAGCCCUAAACUGAAAGAGCUCCCUAGACUAUCACUGGACAGCAGGGAGACUUCUGCAUGUAGGAAUUUUCAAAAUACUAGCGGCUCUACUGAUGAAUCCCCCGAUCUACAUCAUUCUUCUGGCAAUCAGAAGCGGCUGCCUAGUGUUGUAGCAAAAUUGAUGGGUCUAGAAACAUUGCCCGAUACAUUUUCGACUGCAGAUACUCAAUAUUGUGGUGAAACUUUGACAAAAUCAUUAGAAUCUAGAAAACUGAAAAUAUCUGCCUCCGACAAAAGCUUAUCUAAAUGCCCAACUUCACCAAGGCGAAAAAAUCAUGAUUUGAUUAGGAAACCUAUUCAAACUUCUAGGCUCCCUGUUGAAACUGCACCUUGGAGGAAGCUAGAUGGAACUCGAGUUACUAAAAGCAUAGCUCUUAGGCAUGUAAAAAGUCCAGGACCAAGCUCCACCCCUGCAGUUCAUGGUGAAGUCGAGAUGAAGCUGAAAGAUCUUGAAUUUGAACAAUCCAGUAAGGAUCUGAGAUCACUUAAAAAAAUACUUGAGGCAAUUCAAAGUAGGGCACUAUCAGAAAUUGAAAACGGAGAGCGAACUUCAGUUUUUGGAAUUCAAAGGAACCAAGAACCAAUUUCUUCUAGUCCCAAUCAAAAAACCAGGUUGAUGAGCCAGCGAAACAGACGGAGCAGUGUAGUUGUUACCUCCACUUCUUGUGCACCUAAUUAUUCAAAGGCAUAUGAACCUCCAAUUAUCAUCAUGAGACCUGCUAAACCUGUUGAAAAAUCAGUUAUAUCAACCCCAGUGAUUCAAAUGGAUCGCUUCCCUGUUCCCCAUAAGCUUCAAAAUGAAGGAUUUGAGGAUAAUAAAAAGGGCUCUAACAAUGGCGAAACCAGAGCACGCGUUCCUAAAAGCACACAGAAGAAGCUUGCUGUCAUUACCCCCGAGAAGAAGUCAAUUUCUAGAAAUAUACGAUCGCCUCAAACUUCUUCAAAACCUCAACUUGCACCUAAAGAAAGAAACAAAAACUCAAUAAAAAGUUCAGAUUCUGUUAGUCCAAGACUGAGACAUGGGAAGUUUGAGGUGGAGAAACGAUCUCAUCCCCCUAAAUCUGAUGCAAACAAAUCCAAAAGGAGAAUGAAGCAGACAGAUUCGAGUUCACACUGUGGAAAGAUAAAACCCACGUCUUCCAAUAUAAGACAGUGUGAUGAUCCAUCGAGUGAAAUGAGCAAUGAACCAGGAAUUCUGAGUUACCAAAGUGAUGACAUGACCCAACGAUCAGAUGCUAGUUUAUCCUUGGAUUCAAAGAUGGAUGUUGAGGUGACCAGCAGCACGCAAUCAACCGAGAUUGAUGACAGCCAACAAGCCACGGAGACUGUUGAACUCUUAACACCUUGCUCAGUUAAAAAGUUAUCAAUGGUGGCCAGUAGUGAAGAUGGGUCGACGGUAGAACAAGAUGCAAUAGCACUAGAGCAUCCCAGUCCUGUCUCUGUUCUCGAUGGCUCGUUAUAUAGAGAUGAUGAAGCAUCUCCUGUGAAAAAAAUUACGAUUUCACUUCAUGGUGAUGAAUCACUAGAUUCUAUUGAGAGGCGCAGUGAAGACCAGUGCAACAUUUCAGAUGACAUCUUUGUAAAUCCUUUGGUUUUAAAUCAUAAUGUGGAGAUAGACAGUAUGAAUUUUGAAAAUAUUGGAGAUCUGAUUCGGAAGUUUGGCCAUUUGAACUCGCAUCAUGAUGAAGGAGAAAAAGAUUAUAACCGAUUGUUGUGUGAGAAUACUAGUCCAGAUCACAUAUACAUAUCGGAGAUACUAUUAGCUUCCGGUAUUCUACUCCGAGAUCUAGGCUCUGACCUGACCACAUUUCAGCUUCAUCCUUAUGGUAAUCCCAUCGAUCAAGAGUUAUUCUUCGUUUUGGAGAAAACAAAGGUGGGUGGCCUACUGCCGAAAGAAGGGUUCAGCCCAGCAAGAGCUUCCUAUUCAAACAGGGAGAAAUUUGAUAGGAAGCUCAUAUUUGAUGCUGUAAAUGAGAUACUAAGUGAACAUUUGGCUCUCAUUGAUGGUGGUUCUCCUGAGCCAUGGUUGAAACCAACAAAGAUUGCAAAAGAAGCUUUUAGCGGGCAAAAGAUUUUGAAGCAUUUGUGUAAUGAAAUAGAACAGUUUCAAGCUAAGAAGUUCAGAUGCAACUUCGACAACAUGAAGGAUGACUCAAUGAGCAUUCUGCAAGACGAUUUGAUGCGCCAAUCAAGGAGUUGGACAAAUUUCCAAGGUGACGUCUAUGAUGUUGUGUUAGAUGUCGAGCGGUCAAUAUUCAAAGACUUGGUUAAUGAGAUCAUUGUUUGGUGAAGCAGAAUUUUGGAAGACAAAACUAUAGGGGUAUGCAUUGGCUAGUUUUGCUUGCAUUCCUACUAGUUUUCCAUCCUUGAUAUUUGCUGUCUUACAGUGAAAACAUAAACAUCUGCUCUUUCAUCCCCUAAUUUUUUGGUGUAAAGCUCAAUAAUUUGUGAUAAUUAGUUCUGAGCUGGUUGGUUGUGCAAUAUACUUGACCACAAGAAUCAAAAUCAAUGAAAAUACUUUGUUCCUAUUUCAUUC
Molecule: messenger RNA, 4707 nt
Organism: Cucumis melo (muskmelon)
Lineage: Eukaryota; Viridiplantae; Streptophyta; Magnoliopsida; Cucurbitales; Cucurbitaceae
Product: protein LONGIFOLIA 2
Exons: 5
Coding region: 1318-4461 (1047 amino acids)
Biological process (GO): regulation of monopolar cell growth
Source: RefSeq, a predicted model, not a curated record